AUGGAAACAGCAACCCUAAUUGCCAUCUCUAUAUCUGGUUUAAUUGUCAGUUUUACCGGGUAUGCCCUAUAUACUGCUUUUGGGCAACCCUCUCAACAACUAAGAGAUCCAUUCGAAGAACAUGGGGACUAG
This is a messenger RNA of Medicago truncatula (barrel medic), 132 nucleotides long. The record is from the annotation of a RefSeq genome assembly. NCBI's taxonomy places the organism in Eukaryota, Viridiplantae, Streptophyta, Magnoliopsida, Fabales, Fabaceae.